AAGAAACUGAAGAUGUACACCAGUAAUUUCAACCAGUAUGUUCAGACCCGAUCCGAACUAGAAGAGAACCAGAUGAAACAGUAUAAAUGGGAGCAGGACCAGAUUGCUUAAAAGUGUACAUAGCUCGGUUUGGCACGGAUCUGCUAAGCUCGCCCGCCAGGCCCAGAGCAAGGAGAAGACCCUGGCGGAAAUGGAGCGUGAUGGUCUUACGGAAAAGGUCUCUAGAGACAAGGUGGCAUUGGUGGGAACCAAUGGAGCCGGGAAGAGCACGCUGCUGAAGCUGAUGACUAGAGGGUUAGUUCCUAUUGAUGGUAUGAUAAGACGGCACAACCACUUGAGGAUUGCUCAGUUUCCCCAGCAUUUGGCAGAGAAAAUCGAUCUGGAAAUGUCGGCUUUGACGUAUAUCAUGAGCGAGUAUCUGGGAAAUGAGGAAGAGAAGAUGAGGGUAGCCAUAGGCAGGUUUGGACUGACCGGAAAAGUGCAGGUGAUGCCUAUGAAGAAUCUUUCUGAUGGACAAAGAAGCCGAGUGAUAUUUUCAUGGUUAGGCUAUAGGCAACCAAACAUGCUGCUUUUGGACGAGCCGAGUAACCCCUUGGAUAUUGAGACGAUCAACUCGCUGGCUGAUGCGUUAAAUUAGUGGGAAGGCGCAAUGGUGCUCGUUAGCCAUGACUUCAGGCUCAUAAUGGCUUUCAAGGAGCACUUACGGAGUAAGGCUGGUUUAUCUGGUUAGACCAGUAGAUUGGUGUCAUCAUAAGCCAAUUCUUUCAUUAAAGAUUGUGAAUUUGUAGAUUGGUGUGAUCAUAGGGGGAAUUUCAUAACUGUUUCAUUAAUGAUUGUG
Messenger RNA from Cynara cardunculus var. scolymus (artichoke), 838 nucleotides. Its product is annotated as ABC transporter F family member 1-like. NCBI's taxonomy places the organism in Eukaryota, Viridiplantae, Streptophyta, Magnoliopsida, Asterales, Asteraceae. The record is from RefSeq and is a predicted model, not a curated record. Gene Ontology annotation, molecular function: ATP hydrolysis activity; ATP binding. The transcript is spliced from 2 exons. Bases 191 to 637 code for a protein of 148 amino acids.